This is a messenger RNA of Mytilus trossulus (common blue mussel), 1272 nucleotides long. RefSeq names its product angiopoietin-2-like. The coding region runs from base 1 to 1272 and encodes 423 amino acids. The record is from RefSeq and is a predicted model, not a curated record. NCBI's taxonomy places the organism in Eukaryota, Metazoa, Mollusca, Bivalvia, Mytilida, Mytilidae. The transcript is spliced from 4 exons.
AUGUUGCUACCCGACAUAUCGUACGCCAUCUUUGUUUUGAAUGUUUUGGUGAGGAAGUCUCUACAGAGUACUGAUGUGUUUCAUGUUGUAACUGGGUCACCUCCAGGAAACGAAUAUUUGAUUGCAGAAAAAGAAACAACUAGAAGUAAAAUUCAUUGUGCUAGCUGGUGUACAAUGACAGUAACCUGUAAUUCAGCAGUCUUCAACAGUACAACAAUGCAUUGUGGGUUAUAUCGUGAAUCUCAAUCUGCCAACAGCAGCUCAUCUCUAGCGAAACAACUGAUCUUGCAAAGAGAUGAAACUGAAGAUAACGAAACAAUAGUCUCUGAAAUCACAAGAGAAAACACAACAAAGUUUGACAUUACAAGCGAAAGAGCCACCCUCAGUGUCUCAACAAGCGAACGAACAACAAACCAUGCCACAACAAUGGAUAAAAUAACAAGCCCAAAACCAACAAGUAAUGAACUUGACAUGACGAGCCAAGAGGACACCAUCAGUGGCACAACAAGCAAACAAACAACAAACCAUGGCACAACAAUGGAGAAACUAACAAGCCCAAAACCAACAAGUAACGGACUUGACAUGACGAGCCGAGGGGACUCCAUCAGUGACACAACAAGCGAACGAACAGCAACCCAUGGCACAACAAUGGAGAAACUAACAAGUCAAAAUCUAACAAGCAACGGACUUAACAUGACGAGCCAGAGGGCCACCAUCAAUGGCACAACAAGCGAACGAACAACAACCCAUUCCACAACAAUCGAGAAUCUUACAAGCCAAAAACAAACAAGCAUCGUACCACAUGACUGUAGUGAUGUUUCUGUUGGAAAUUUUAGUGGUGUUUACACAAUAUAUAUUGACAAUCAACCUCUCGAUGUAUACUGCGAAAUGACUGAUUCUGGUCAAUGGACGGUGUUUCAAAGAAGAAUGGAUGGUUCUACAGAUUUCUACAGGACUUGGCAGGAAUAUCAACAGGGAUUCGGGAAUGUGCAUUCUGAAUACUGGUUGGGCGACAGUCUUACUUCACAAGAUUUACGAUACCCACCAAAUGGAUAUGAGUUCUCAACAUUGGAUAGAGACAAUGAUGGAUCCUUUAUGAAUUGUGCAAAGAAAGAAUGUGCUGGGUGGUGGUUCAAUUUUUGUACUGAGGGCAAUCUAAAUGGGAAGUAUUACAAUGGUGGUAUGAUAAAGAAUGACGGUAUAUACUGGGAAGCUUGGAAACUAUCGAAAUAUUCUCUCAGGAGUGUCUCGAUGAAAAUAAAACAAGUCUAA